AUGACUGCGCAACUUCCCGUUGCCCCUAAAAUGCUCUCCUCUGGCCUUCCCGACAAGGAGGAAUUAACGUGGAAAGAACAACCAGGUGGAAAACAGUACUUUUUCUCAGCAUUUUACGAUGACCGCGAGGGAGGACACGUUCGAAUUGUAUCACUUGUAGACAGAGAGACUAAACCACCGAAAUUCUGCAGAGUUUGGUACCAAGAAGCAGGUAAAACUGGACUCAGUGGUAACCUGUCUACUAAUGGAAAUGUAGUGCGACCGGCAAAGCUUGAGCGAAAUCCAAAGAGGGGAAAAUAUUCUGCAUCUCUUUACCAUUGCGAUGUGAAAGGAUUACCAAAGCCGCUGGCCGUUUCCUUGAUGGAAGACCGGCACUCUGCUCGCGUGGGCAAUGUCCCCAUUCUCAAGGUGAUCGACAAGAGUAGGCCAAGCAAUUGGGAUGCGAACAAGCUGAGACGGAAGAUCGGAGUUUGUGUAGAGACCGCCCUUUUUGAAUAUAGUAACUUCAUGCGUUUGAUAGAGUUUGUUGAGGUUUACCGGACACUUGGAGCGGAGCAUUUCAUCUUGUAUAAUUACACUGGUGAUCCUGUGAUGAAUCCGGUUAUCCGGGCGUAUGUUCAACAAGGAUAG
Messenger RNA from Lingula anatina, 630 nucleotides. RefSeq names its product beta-1,4-galactosyltransferase galt-1-like. Lineage: Eukaryota; Metazoa; Brachiopoda; Lingulata; Lingulida; Lingulidae. Gene Ontology annotation, cellular component: cytoplasm. The record is from RefSeq and is a predicted model, not a curated record. Gene Ontology annotation, molecular function: glycosyltransferase activity.